UUUCUUGAAUUAGCAAAUAGAAGUUAAAAUAAAAAAGGAGAUGGAAAAUGCUGGUUUGAAGAUGGCAAUUCUAUUUCUCAUCGCAUCACAAUGCAUCUUACUCUCGAUGGCAUGUGAUACUAAAGAAGACUGCGUGUAUUAUCGAUGCAACGAUGAAUAUGUUCCAGUGUGUUCUGCGAAAGGAUGCACAUGCGUACCAGAUCAAGAAAAUACACUUCUUCAUUGUACGAGUGAUAAAGAUUGUGCAUCUCUUUGUCCUCCAAAAUGUACAGUUAAAUUGUGCAUGAGUGGAGUAUGUUUCUGUAACUGAUACACCACUACUACACAAUUUAAUCAAGGGAAAAGGGUCAAAUAAGCCCCUAAAGUUUAUCAUAUGGAUCAAGUAGGCCCUCAAUGUUCGGAAAGGGUCGACGAGGACCCU
This is a messenger RNA of Mercurialis annua (annual mercury), 421 nucleotides long. Its product is annotated as putative defensin-like protein 263. Bases 41 to 310 code for a protein of 89 amino acids. The record is from RefSeq and is a predicted model, not a curated record. Lineage: Eukaryota; Viridiplantae; Streptophyta; Magnoliopsida; Malpighiales; Euphorbiaceae. The transcript has 2 exons.